AUGAAAUCGAUUCAGUAUACAGAACUUUCACUGGAAAUAGAUACUUCCUUACAAUGUAUUGCCAUCUACCUUCCAACUAAUACCGAUAGAGUGGUCAAGAAGCAAAGGCUUUCGAGCGAAGAUUUGAGAGUUGAAGUUCAAACCGCAGAAAAUACAAACGGUACUGAUUCGAGUAGCUUUGGGGGGUUCUGUGAGCUCAAUGCUCUUGACUCUCUUUGUCGGACCGUUGCCUACAGGGUUUCUGAAUCUAAAGACAGUAUCACGCUCACUCCACUUCUGAUAAACAACAGUCUCAACUUGAAGUUCCAGAGUCUCAAAUUUGUUGUUCCCGCUACUAUCAGACCUAAUUGUGUGACUCUUAUAGAACAAACCGAUGCUGAAGAUACUGUUGUUCUUGACAUUAUUACAGAGGCCAAUUUGUUGAUCACUCUCAAUGUCCAUUUGAGAUCGUUACUUGUUGAGCAUCCUCGGAAUUAUCCUCUUCAGCUUGACAACUUCUAUUCCUGGUGCUCUUAUUCCUUGCCGUACUCAUUUUUGGAUCGAAAGCCUUUUUUCUUGAAGGGCAUCAAUGUGCAUACCAGUAUUGCGGCUCUUGUUGAUGGUGGAGUACUCUUGCUGAGUAAACAGUCACCUCUAGACAGCUUUCUAGUCAUUCCAUUUAGUGAUUCAUCCUAUUUCGAAAGCAUCAAAUCCAGAUUAUUUUCCCGGAAGCCUGCUGGAGCUAUUCCAAGUUUCGUGGAUAUUGAUGGUGAACGAAUUUCUUCAAAAGCCGUCCUUGAUAUUAUUGCUUUCCAAAAUAAUCGAUACUUGUUGAGUGUUUCCAUAGAUAAACAGUUGAAGGUAUGGUCUUUAAGCGACGGUGUAUGCCUUAACACAUACAAACUAGAUGAUUUUCUCUCUGAUUCUUUAAAACCUGUGUUGAUUAGUCGUUGUCUUCCUAAGAAGAUAUUGCAUCUUCUAAACGAUUCUCUUGCCAGCCUAUUUCUUCCAAUUGGAAAUAACUAUUUAAAAGUUCUCAACUUGAAUGCAGAUGGAGCUGUUUCUGAGGCUAAAAAUAUUGAUGUUCCCCUCCCAAGUACUAACUGGCUAUUUCAUAGCUGUGAUGCCCAACUUCGGAACUCUACUUUGAAAAUCUGGAUUUGUUGGUGCUUUGGAGGCAAUUAUAUGCUGCAAAAAUGUGAACUUCCAGAUAAAGGUGUUGAAUCUUGGACUUCGAGUACUUCUGCUAAUGAUGUUGAGGCCAAAUUGCAGUCCCGCUUCAUCGCUGAUGUGGAGAAUGCGACUGAUUACGAAAGCUUGUCAAAAAUCGGUACUUUAUGGGUCCUCGAUAGCUUUCGUUAUGAAACCAGUAUACUUCAAUCUGCCAUGGAGUUAUGCAGUAAAUUUUAUGAGGGGAGUAUUUCCGGCUUGUCUCUCAAGGAGCAAAUACUCAAGACCAUAACUGCCAAUAAGGAUAGUACCGAUGACGAUUACCUCUCAGUCAUGAAAAGGCAGUGGUUACGUUUUGCAAAUGUUUGCGACGAAGUGUCGAGAUCGUUUCAAAAUAUUAUAUCUGUAUGCUAUGAUAGAUCUCUUGAUGAGAAUGAUGGUUUUUUCAUUAUCAUGAAGACGCUGAAUUAUUCAAUCGUCAAAAAGGCUUCGAUAUUUGCAGCAUUAACAAGCGGCAGCGAUGAGGUUUCGGAAACUAUGAACAGAAUCUUCAAUGUCGAAGGGAUAGAGUUUGAUUCUUUGAAACGAGUUGUUAAAGUAUUGCAAGAAUUUAGGCGAAGAUUUAGCUCUGCCGAUCUUUACAAGCUUGAACAAUAUCUUUAUCGUGGUAAAUCCUCAUCUACAACAGAUCUUAUGACUACCAUAGUCCAAACUUGUAUGAAAGGACGCAUGGAUAGUUCUGCUUUCGACCUUUUGGGCUCUUUGAACUCCAUCCCAAAUUGUUGGGAUCAGAUUCAGUUUUUAGCCAAUGCUUCCAUACUAAACACCCUUGGAUACAAACCCAUCAACAACGUUAGUCUGGGUAAUGUUGGUGAUAGUCUUAUUUUAUCUGAUGUGAGGGCUGAAUCGGUGUUUGCGCAGGAUAUCAUGCUCGAUAUCAUGCUUGUGCUAUUAGCGGCGGAGAUAAAUGAUCCAAUGGAAGAAUUGUUUAGGCAUGUGUCGAUGUCAUAUCAAAGAUAUGGCAUGAUUUUGAAGACUCUGGGAUAUUCCUUGGAUAUGAAAUCAGGAAAACUAAUCUCAAAUGAAGUCAAUGUGACUUCAAGUAGUUUGGUUCUCUCUUACAUUAAGUCUUUCCACCAAGGUGGUGCACUUAUAAGAAACAAAAACUUGAAUCUAUUGACAAAUGAUAUCUUUAUCAAGUUAUUUGGUGAUGAUUACGGAUAUUUCAUUAUGUCGAGUCUUCUCGCAUUGAAUGCCGAUAGCUAUGUGCUUUUCGAUUUGUUGGCAUAUCUAAAGGUGAAGUCGCCUAUCACAUUAAUGCUGACAGGUCUAGUUAAAAUGAAGUCGAAGGAUGAGUCUGCUUAUGACAUCUUCACGGAAUCCGCAGAUUUGAUCACUGGAGGUAUCAAGAGCAUAUCCUCGAGAGAAAGGGUCGCGUUAGAGCCGAUUUCUUCUCUAGCUGAUGCGAUUCUAACUGAAUCUAAAGUGGAAUACUUUUUCAAUUUGAGCAUCCUUUUUGAGUCUCAUGGUAUGGAAAAAUUCGCAUUAAAGUUUGCACUUGAUUCGUUGGCAGCUAGGAACGAGGUUCAGGAUACUACCGACGAUGCUAGUAUCCUUGCAAAAGUGUUCAAAUUAGCCUUAAAGUUAGAUGAGUUGGAACUCUCUUAUGAUAUGAUUUCAAAAAUGAAAUUCAGGAACAGAAAGCAUCCUAUAAAGCAGUUUAUCUACAAACUAUUCCAGAUCAACCAGCUCUCAAAGAUUCUUGAGUUUCAUUUCUCUGAGGAUUUUGAUGCGGUUGAUGAAUUGAUCUAUGGAUUAGGAGAGUCCAGUGCCCUAACCGGGGACCUUUCCAAUGCUCUCAAAUAUUAUCGAACGUGCUACUCAUUGAGGUUGCAAGAGGGAGAUAUCAGAGCAGCUAUUGAAGCCCUAUAUCGUAUCAACUGUGUUGGCUUUGAACUAAUCAAAAUCGGGAAGUUUUCCGACCCUCAGCUUUUACUGGAUAAUUACCUUAUAGUGUUCAACUUACUACACACCAUGAAGGAAGAUGAUAGGUGGAUUAUUAAGCACCCAGUAUGCUUCAAGUCGGAUGGCUCUGAAGGUGACAUGAAUUUUGAUAAUAAUGGUACUAACCAGCUGUUAACUUUUGAAGAUCUAGAAGAGGAAUACAACCAGAUAAGGGCCAGAUACUCGGAGAGUAUUGCUGUUUAA
Molecule: messenger RNA, 3357 nt
Organism: Brettanomyces nanus
Lineage: Eukaryota; Fungi; Ascomycota; Pichiomycetes; Pichiales; Pichiaceae
Exons: 1
Coding region: 1-3357 (1118 amino acids)
Cellular component (GO): nuclear pore
Molecular function (GO): structural constituent of nuclear pore; protein binding
Source: RefSeq, a predicted model, not a curated record